AUGUCAAUAAAAAACAACUCAUUUUUUAUAUAUAAAACUAAAGGUAAUAUGCUUAAAUAUUGCUUUCAUGCUGAAGAAAAUUCAUCAUUCGAACAAAUUUUAAAUCAGAUUACAAAGCUGUUAAAUAUUAAUUUAAAAGACACAAUUAAUACUACAAUCAUUAAAUUUAACGGAGAGGAAAUUCAGUUGUCAGAAGUAAUCAAGAAAGGUCUUUUUAUGGUAUCAGGUUGCCAAAAUGAAGAAUAUGAGAUUAAAUCGAUUAAAACUUUUGCAUCAAAUUUAGAUUAA
Molecule: messenger RNA, 288 nt
Organism: Dictyostelium purpureum
Lineage: Eukaryota; Evosea; Eumycetozoa; Dictyosteliales; Dictyosteliaceae
Exons: 1
Coding region: 1-288 (95 amino acids)
Source: RefSeq, a predicted model, not a curated record